UUUUUUUUAAACUUAAUAUGGACAAAAAAGAAGAGCUCGACAGACAACGUUCCCUAUUUUUAUCAUUAUUAGAAGCAUUAUCUAAACAUUUGGACGAAGGUUCUUCAGACAAAGAAGCGGAUACGAAAAUUGACAAGGGGAUGAUGAUGGUUCAAGAAGGGGAGAAGAAGAAUGACGAAGGGAAGAAAAAGAAUGAAGAAGGGAAGGAUAUGAUAGCUAAGGGCUUGAAGUUAGUUGAAGAAGGGAAUAAACUUGUUGAAGAAGGGAACAAAUUAGUUGAAGAAGGGAACAAAUUAGUUGAAUCUGGAAAUAAGUCAGUCGACGAAGGGAAUCAAAUGAAGCAAUCAAUUAAAAAAAACAACAUAACGAAAGGAAUGCUUGAUGAAAUUCGUGCUUGUGCAUACGAGUUGUUCGGCGUCAAAGAUUCUCGUCAGUUGUCAAUUUUUGGAAAUGUUCAACCAACACAGGACCAAGGGAAGGAAGAUAAGCGUGUUGUUGUUUGGGAAUUGGAGAAUUUGAUGAGUUCUGAUGAUGCUGCUUCGUAUAAAGAAUGUAUGAAGAUGGUCAAAAAUCGAGGACAUUUAAAUCUUAUUGUCUCCAACAAGUCAAUUACUGAGAUUACUGAGGAUUUGAUUGUAAAUGAUAUGAGUGAAUAUGUUCAGCCGGAGAAUGGUAUUCAUAAUUGUUUUUUACUUCUAAAUUUUUUUCAGUCUUUGGUUUUAUCAAAAAUUUUCAUGUUGAAUUUGCUAAAAUAUUGA
Meloidogyne enterolobii is the source of this 758-nucleotide messenger RNA. The record is from the annotation of a GenBank genome assembly. NCBI's taxonomy places the organism in Eukaryota, Metazoa, Nematoda, Chromadorea, Rhabditida, Meloidogynidae.